Molecule: messenger RNA, 321 nt
Organism: Drosophila navojoa
Lineage: Eukaryota; Metazoa; Arthropoda; Insecta; Diptera; Drosophilidae
Source: RefSeq, a predicted model, not a curated record
AGUUUAAAACGAGUCACUGCGACGAACAACAUAACAUUUAGUCAAUUGAAUUAGUUGCUCACUCGCCGGAGUUAACGACAAACAAGAUCAUGUACAACCCGGGCUACCAAGUAGAUGUCAUCGAUCCCUACUAUCCACCGCCAGUCGAGGUCAUCGAGGUCGUGCCGCAACCAGCCUACGCGCAGCCAACCGUAGUCGUCACGCAGCCUCAAACGGUAUAUGUGGAGGACAACAAUGGACCCACAAGAGAGCAAAUGGAAUGCUGCCUGCUGCUAGGCGCCUGCUGUGUGGCGGAAGAGGCCGGCUGUGUUAUAUUAUAAC